Molecule: messenger RNA, 2852 nt
Organism: Oncorhynchus nerka (sockeye salmon)
Lineage: Eukaryota; Metazoa; Chordata; Actinopteri; Salmoniformes; Salmonidae
Product: anoctamin-10-like
Exons: 12
Coding region: 1-2010 (669 amino acids)
Source: RefSeq, a predicted model, not a curated record
AUGACGUCGCUGGGGGACAUAGACUCUGUCCAGACACAGACUAAGGUCCUGUCCCAGGACUCAUGGACGCAGGUCAGCUGUCCCUGCUGUGUGUCUAAGCAGGUGGAGCCCCUGGUCCUCAUCCAGCUGUCAGACAGCGUCCAGCCUGUCACCAAGAGGUGGCUCAUCUCCCUGAUUGAAGCUUCAAAGAGACAUGGAGGAGCAGCAUUGCUGGCCCACCCUGGAGAGGAUGAGUGUGGAAAUGUGAUCGUGGUGUCUGCUCCUCGCUGCACCCUUCUCAGAGCCACGGAGGAUCUGGGUCUGUGUAAGAAAUACCGCAAUGAAGAGAUGGCUUCUUUCUCCUACCACGACAGAGACAACUUCACCAAUGUUGAUGACAUGCAGGAGUUCCUGACGCUAGCGGAGCGUCAGUACAUAGUCAAGAAUGAGCUGGACUCUCUACAGGCCCAGAAGAAGCAGAGAAUCCCUGGAGCCCCAGAGGCCCUGGAGGCCUGGGAAAACAUCUGUCAGAAGCUGGUGAGGGCAGGAGUGAUAAAGGACAUCUUCCCUCUACAUGACCAGCAGAGACUGAAUGACCUCGGCAGAAUGUGGUACUCUAAGAAGCAGAUAUGGAGACAGCCUCUCGAUGCAAUCCAGUCAUACUUUGGAGGCACCAUGGCAUUUUACUUCAGCUUUCUGCAAUUCUACACCUGGGCCCUGGUUCCCCCUGCCUUCCUGGGCCUUGUCCUGACCUUUCUGCUGCCUGGAGGUGGUGGGGUGGUGAAGGAGCAGGCCGGGGAGGGGGUGAUGGAGUUUGAAGAUUAUGGCCUCUCAGUCAGCGGUCACAUUGUACAGGCUGUAUUCAGCAUGCUGUGGUCCACGGUGUUCAUCGAGUUCUGGAAGCGCCGGAGCUCCUCCCUCUCCCACCGCUGGGGCACACGGCACCUGACAGAGCAUUUCGCUGAGCCCCGCCCUGGGUUCCAUGGCACCCUGGGGAUCAACCCUGUGACAGGCCGUCUGGAGCCCCUGUUCCCGGAGUGGCAGAGGCAGCUGCGUGUGGGCCUGGUGUCGUUGCCCCUAGUGGGGCUGUUCCUGGGACUGGUGGUGCUGGGAAUGACAGGCUUCUACCACGGAGAGGCCCUGGUACAGGGCUUCCAUCAGGACAGCGGCUCCCUGUUCUCUGGAGUUCUGCUCUACAUGCCCUCCAUAGCCCACACAGUCUACACCACCAUAUUAAAGAAUGUGUACCACGCUGUGGCCAUGCAACUUACCAAGUGGGAAAACCACAGAGAGGAGUCCUCCUUCCAGAACCAUCAUAUCACCAAAGUCCUCCUGUUUACUUUCUUCAACAACUUUGCUGUGCUCUUCCACAUUGCCUUUUACAAACAGGACCUACCACUGCUACGCAAGAAGCUUGCCUCUCUGCUAAUUCUGAACCAGUUGGUGAACCAGUGUACAGAGGUGGUGGUGCCGUUUAUAGUCGACCACUUCCUCAGUGCUCCCCAUAAGAAAGAGCAGGAGGACGACCUAGAGAUGGACAAACUCAGAGCCCAGAGAAGACUUCCCCCUUUCCCAGGCCUGUUUGCGGAGUACAUUGAGUUGCUGGUGAAGUUUGGGUAUUUGAGUCUGUUCUCCUGUGUGUACCCGCUCACCGCCGUCCUCUUGCUUCUCAACAAUGUCACAGAGAUCCCAGGGGAUGCCUACAAGAUCUGCAAACUGUUCCGGAAGCCAUUCUCUGCCCCUGUGUCCAAUAUGGGGGUGUGGCAGACAGCGUUUGAGGUUCUGGGCUUUGUCUCAGUCAUGUCUAACUGCUGGCUGCUACUGCUGUCCCCUCGCGUCCAGGAGUUCUGUCUGGAGGGAGGGAUCAGCGGCAAGAACAUCAUACUGGGAGCCAUCCUGGUGGAGCAUGUCCUGAUCCUGGUCAAGAUGAUUCUAGCCUUUAUGAUCCCAGAUGAGCCUGACUGGGUCAGAAUCAAGAGGGAACAGAUCGAGUUUAACUCUAUGCAAGCUCUAGGGAAGCAGAAGCUAUGAAGCCCCUGUGGGAGAGUGAGUGGCCUGUUGCUCUUCAAGUGGUGGUCUGGACUAGGGGGCUCAUUAGAAUUAGCUGCCAUAACGAGGGCGGACAGGAGGAUAUAAAGACACGUCUGUUUGGCCUGUGAACCUAAACCCUGGAGUCAGCCAGUCUGAGAAGCUCUCUCAGUAUCUCCCUCUGAAGGACUCCCUCUCCAGGCAUAAAUACAGUUCAGAAAGGAAACACCAGGUAUUCGUUUAACCAUUUAUUAGAGAAUAUGAACAGUACAAUAGGUCUUGGCAAUAGGUUCCGCUCCUUCAGGGUAGCUCACUGUCAGAGCAAAGCAUCAAUACAUAACAAAAUGACUACAGGCAGUGAGCAAGGUUUACUAUACCAAUCCACCUUCAGGAAGGAAAACAGAACCAAACAGGUGGGGGUUGGGGUGGUGGUGGGCAGCAAGAAAAACAAAUGCAUACUAGAAGUAGCAGCAAACGGCAGCAGAGGAUGUCUGAGCAGAACCUGGUCAGCUUAAAUAGACCGCCAUAUUAAGGUAGGAAGUGUUGUUAGCAUCUGGUUGGUGCAGUCUCAGCUGAUGCAGAAACUCAGGUUUUCAUUCUGAACCUGCUUUGCUUUAUAAGUCUCUCAUGUCAUGGAAGAUACAAGAGGCGGGGGUCUGGGACUGAAGGCAAACCAAAUGAAGAGCUAGGAGCAAAGCAUCAAUAUUGUGUUCAUGCAGUAUUGCAUCUUCAGCUUAAGGUGUCUGAGAUUUCUAAAAUACUGGGUAGCUUUGGACUUUGUGUGGCACAUACUAUGCAAGUAUCUAAUUUGCUCUAAUCACACAAGUGCUGUAUCAUUAAAAAAU